GUGGCCUCCUGAUAGCAUCUGCUCAUUUUGGUGCAUAUGUUUAUGGGACAGACAUAGACUACAACACAGUUCAUGGCUUGGGAAAGGCCAGUAGGAAAAACCAGAAAUGGAGAGGACCCGAUGAAAACAUCAAGGCAAAUCUUCGCCAAUACGGUUUAGAGAAGUACUACCUUGAUGUCCUGGUCUCAGAUGCAUCUAAGCCUUCCUGGAGGAAGGGCACAUAUUUCGAUGCAAUCAUCACUGAUCCUCCAUAUGGUAUCAGAGAAUCUACAAGAAGAACAGGUUCUCAGAAGGAAAUACCAAAGGGGAUGGAAAAAUGUCCAGAAAGCCACGUUCCUGUUUCCUUGAGUUAUCAUCUGAGCGAUAUGUUUUUUGACCUGUUAAACUUCGCAGCUGAGACCCUGGUCUUUGGUGGACGACUAGUCUAUUGGUUACCAGUCUAUACCCCAGAAUACACUGAGGAGAUGGUACCCUCGCACCCAUGCCUGAAACUCAUUAGCAACUGUGAGCAGAAGCUUUCGAGUCACACAUCAAGGCGCCUGAUCACAAUGGAGAAGGUGAAGGAAUUCGAGAGUCGGGACCAGUAUUCACAUCUGCUAAGUGAACAUUUUCUGCCAUACCAAGGUCAUAAUUCCUUCCGAGAGAAAUAUUUUAGUGGGGUAACAAAAAGAAUUGCCAAAGAAGAAAAAUCCAGUCAGGAGGAAAAUUAAGACUUUGAUGAUGAAGAAAGAAUAAGAGUUUGAGAGAAAAGACAUGUGGAUGUGAACUUUCAUGUAAGAUCCAGAAAACAUGUACAGUUUUAAAUUUUUUUAUAUUAAAAAAUGCUGUAAAUUGAGCAUUGUUUAAAACUUAUCUUUAUUUUGUAGACUUAUUUUUGUUUUAUGUGCUAGAAAGUGUUUUGAACCAAUUAAUUUAUAUUUGUACUUUCGAGUAUAAGUGGAGAUUUACUCAAAACAGUUAUGUUUUUUACAGUUGUUUAUGAAGAUAUGUGAUAUUGUUGACUUUUAAACCUCUGCCAGAUAUGCUUUGGGCAGUCAAUAGUGGGUAAGAAAUUAUUCACUAGGUAGAUUGUCUUAAUCUGGCUUUUUAUUAUAAUUGAUUUACAUUGCCACUAAUAAACUUUACUGAGAAUUUCCAAAAUUAUGUAGUAUUCGGUGCUUUUCAAGGGGAUGUCAGGAGGGAAAUGAAUUUUUGUGUUUAAAUUCCAGACAAGUAAGGAAUAACAGUGAUCAUGGUGAUGAUGAGAAAGGCUAGGACCUGACAACCGAAAAAGAUUCCGAACUCCUUAAGGCCUAUCCACAUCUGAAGCUUGUCUGUACCUUGGAUUUGCUCCUGCAUUCCUAAACCUUGACUGUCGGUCAAGUUAACUACCCACAAUUUUUGGUUUAGAAAGUAACUGAUAGUUAAAAGCAGUAACAACAACACAAAUCCUUGAUGGUUCCCUAAUGGUAUUAAGCCUAAUCAGUGCUCUUUGAAAUAGAAGCUAUAUUUUUCUUGAAGGAGAAAACUUUGCUGAGUCUACAUUGUGUCCAUCAUGAAAAUAUCUUGUUUGAAAACCACUGUGCCCAUUAAUUCAGGAUGUUAAUAGCUUUUCCUGCUUUCAGUGGUCAAAUGUACCUCAGCAGGGCAGCAGUAAAUGGACCUUCUCUCUCUAACCAGAGCCUAUUUUUAUUUAUGUUAUUAUUAUUAUUUUAAUGUUACUGUUGGCUUUUGUGGACUCACAGUAUUAACACUCAUGGCUGAGGACCCCCAAAAGACCGAUGCUGCAUACACAGAACGACCGGGCUGUCUGCCUCGCUGGCUCUCCCUUCCUUGUCUCUCAGCUCUGGAUUUGAGCAGCAGAGCACAGACGUUUCAGUGAUUGUUUUGUUUGGGUUUCUGGAUGUGAUUUGUGGUACACUGGGGAAAAUCUAAAAGUAUUCAAGGAUGAUUUAUUUUCAGUAUUUCUGUUAUAAACCAUCUUAUUUAAAAUUUUUUGAGGUUAUAUGGGGGGGGGUGAGUUUGAAACUUUGUAACUGACUCCAUUUGGAAUAUGAGAUUUUAGCUUAGUCCCCUUUUUGGGUUGUCACAAAAAUUAGUCCAAACAGUUCUGGAAAGCCUACAUUAAUUGUAGUCACUUAAUCCUUUAAAAUUAUCCAAUACUUAAAAAAAAAAGUUCGGAUAAAUAUUACUACUGACUGAGGUCUCCUAAACUUUAAUUCUCAUUGCAAGUCUUAUUUUUCUAUGUAUCAGUCAGCUUAGUUUCCCCAUUUUUGA
Messenger RNA from Tupaia belangeri chinensis (Chinese tree shrew), 2256 nucleotides. Its product is annotated as tRNA (guanine(10)-N2)-methyltransferase homolog. Gene Ontology annotation, cellular component: cytoplasm. Gene Ontology annotation, molecular function: nucleic acid binding; tRNA (guanine(10)-N2)-methyltransferase activity. The record is from RefSeq and is a predicted model, not a curated record. Gene Ontology annotation, biological process: methylation. Lineage: Eukaryota; Metazoa; Chordata; Mammalia; Scandentia; Tupaiidae.